AUGGCACCCGCUCAAAAGAGAGAUAUAGCAGAAUAUUUGUUUGGAGAACUUAAUAAACAAGGAGAUGUCAUUCAAUCGAAUAACCAAGAAAGGCAACUACUGUCGUCUGCCUUGCAAGAAAUUUUGAAAAAGAUUUUGCUAGAGGCCAAUGAAAUUGCGAAAGCUGAACAUUCUGAAGCGGUCAUGCCUGUUCAUUUGGAGGAGGCAACAAGAAUUGUCUUGAAUAAGUAA
This is a messenger RNA of Naumovozyma castellii, 231 nucleotides long. It is a transcript of the gene WIP1, whose product is annotated as Wip1p. The transcript has a single exon. The record is from RefSeq and is a predicted model, not a curated record. The coding region runs from base 1 to 231 and encodes 76 amino acids. NCBI's taxonomy places the organism in Eukaryota, Fungi, Ascomycota, Saccharomycetes, Saccharomycetales, Saccharomycetaceae.